ACUUUACCCUUGAAUGCGGCUAUAAAAAUGAUGAACGGCCGUCUGCACAACACAAGUCUUCAGACAGAGCGUGACCAAGGGACAAGCUGCCACUGCAAGAGUCAAGUUCAAUCAUGAAGGUACUUGUGGUUCUCGCACUUGCCGUUUUCUCCGCCACGGUUUGCAGCGCCAACAUCCUGUGGCCGGAGCAGUCCAAGACCAACCUGGAGGUGGUGAAAGAUGCUUUUUGGGACUACGUUGCCAAAGCGACACUCACUGCUGAGGACUCCCUGAGGGAGAUCAGACAGUCUGAGCUGGGACAGGAAGUCAAUGCGAAGAUCUCUCAGAGCGCUGACACAGUCAAUCAGUACAUCGUUGCUCUGCGUGCUCAGGCGGCUCCUCUGACCGAGAACUUCAUGACUCAGUUUACCCAGGAGGCCGAGCUUCUGAAGGCUCGUCUGGAGAAAGACCUGACCGCUGUGAGCACCAACCUGCAGCCCUACGCCGAGGAGCUGGUGGCGAACCUCCAGCGUCAGGUGGAGGAGCUGAGGAAGGAAGCUGUCCCUUACACUGAGGCCAUGGACCCAGAGGCCCUGAAGGCCGUCCUGCUGCAGAAGAGCCAGGAGCUGAAGGCGCAGCUGGAUACGAGCGUGAACCAGCUGCAGGCCCAGAUGGUUCCCUACACCGAGGAGAUGAAGCAGAAGAUGGAGGAGAGUGUGGAGGAGUUUCAGAGGAGCAUGAUCCCCCUGGCCCAGAGCUUCCAGACCCAGCUGACCCAGAAAACCGAGGAGAUCCAGCAGACCCUGACUCCAUAUGGAGAGGAAAUGAGGGCCAAGCUGGACGCCAGCGCUCAGGACCUGCAGGCUCAGCUGACUGCUCUGUGGGAGUCCUUCACUAAGAAGACCCAGUAAACUGCUCUGUCUGCCUCAAAGCCUUCAUUGCUUUUUGAGCAACACCAAAUAU
This is a messenger RNA of Xiphias gladius (swordfish), 942 nucleotides long. Its product is annotated as apolipoprotein A-IV-like. Bases 114 to 890 code for a protein of 258 amino acids. Gene Ontology annotation, cellular component: blood microparticle; extracellular region; chylomicron. NCBI's taxonomy places the organism in Eukaryota, Metazoa, Chordata, Actinopteri, Istiophoriformes, Xiphiidae. Gene Ontology annotation, biological process: high-density lipoprotein particle assembly; reverse cholesterol transport; positive regulation of lipid biosynthetic process. The record is from RefSeq and is a predicted model, not a curated record. The transcript is spliced from 4 exons. Gene Ontology annotation, molecular function: phospholipid binding; cholesterol binding; phosphatidylcholine-sterol O-acyltransferase activator activity.